Colletotrichum destructivum is the source of this 1770-nucleotide messenger RNA. RefSeq names its product Putative major facilitator superfamily, MFS transporter superfamily. Gene Ontology annotation, cellular component: plasma membrane. Gene Ontology annotation, biological process: transmembrane transport. The transcript is spliced from 3 exons. The record is from RefSeq and is a predicted model, not a curated record. Bases 1 to 1770 code for a protein of 589 amino acids. Gene Ontology annotation, molecular function: transmembrane transporter activity. NCBI's taxonomy places the organism in Eukaryota, Fungi, Ascomycota, Sordariomycetes, Glomerellales, Glomerellaceae.
AUGGGGGCUUCCACACCACCUCCCGAAAGCCCGCGGGCCUCCCGGCCGAGUAACGUCGGCGACACGGCCCGGACACGGGACAGCAGCGCGACGCGAGUCGGUCCGAGCUUCGACGCCGAGAAAGCCCAGUACCCGCUCGGAGAAGAGUCCGAGAACCGGUCCAACAACGGGGCUGCCUUCUUCCAAGACGGACCAGGCCGGGAUGAGGAGACCGAAGGAACCCGGGGCCACGGCGACCUGACGGCGGCGAGCAGCAGCCGGAAACAGCCCGAGUACACCGCCGACGGGAAGCGUGUCAUGACCGAGGACGAGUGCUACCACCUGCUCGGCUACUCUUGGCCGGCGCGGAAGAAGUGGAUGCUCCUCUCCUCCAUCUUCGCCGUCCAGGUCUCGAUGAACUUCAACACCAGCGUCUACCCGAGCGCCGUCACCCCGCUCAGCGAGGCGUUCCACAUCAGCGAGCAGGCCGCCCGUACGGGCCAGUGCGCCUUUCUCGUCCUCUACGCCUUCGGCUGCGAGCUCUGGGCGCCUUGGAGCGAGGAGUUUGGGCGAUGGAAGAUUUUGCAGUGCUCUCUGUUCUUGGUCAACAUGUGGCAGAUCCUCGCCGCGUUAGCUCCUAACUUUGGCAGCAUCGUCGUCGCCCGAGCACUGGGCGGUCUCAGCUCGGCCGGCGGCAGCGUCACCCUCGGCAUGGUCGCCGACCUCUACCAGCCCGAAGAACAGCAAUGGGCCGUCCUCUUCGUCGUCCUCUCGUCCGUGUUCGGCACAUCCGUCGGCCCCGUCGUGGGCGGCCCGAUCCAAAAGUUCCUCCCCUGGUACUGGAACUUUUGGAUCCAGCUCAUCUUCGGCGCCGUCGUCCAGUUCGUCCACUUCUUCAUGCCCGAGAGCCGCGCCACCAUCAUCAUGGACCGAGAGGCCAGGCGCCGCCGCAGAUCCGGCGAGGACACCAACAUCUACGGGCCCAACGAGGUCAAGAAGCCGCGUCUGUCCAUGCACGAGUUCGCCAUCACGUGGAUGCGCCCCUUUGAGAUGUUCGUCCGCGAGCCCAUCGUGCUGUCCUGCUCUCUGCUUUCGGGGUUCUCCGACGCCCUGAUCUUCACCUUCCAGGAGGGCUUCACUCCCGUCUUUAACAAGUGGGGGUUCGGAACCCUCCAGAAGGCCUGGGCCUUCAUCCCCAUCAACAUCGGCUACGUUCUGGCGUACAUCUCCUACGUACCCUGGAUCAUCAGAGACCACCGCGUCAUGAGGGCAAAGGGGCCCGACGCGCUGGCCCCCGAGCGUCGUCUGAAAUGGCUUCUGUAUCUCGCGCCCCUUGAGACGAUCGGCCUCUUCGGCUUCGCCUGGACGUCGAUGGGGCCGCCAGAGUCUCACUGGAUCGCACCCAUGAUCUUCUCGUGCCUGAUCGCCAUCGCCAACUUCGCCAUCUACAUGAGCACGGUGGACUACAUGAUCGCCGCCUACGGUCCGUACUCGGCCUCGGCCACCGGCGGCAACGGCUUCGCCCGGGACUUCCUCGCCGGCGUGGCCGCCAUGUACUCGACCCCCCUCUACGAGAACAUUGGCGACUCCCGCCACACCGAGUACGCGAGCACAGUUCUCGCUUGCCUCGCGUUCUUGGUCACGAUCCCGGUGUAUCUCAUCUACUGGAAGGGCCCCGUCAUCCGGGAGAGGUCCAAGUUCGCGCAGUCUCUCAGCGAGGAUCGACGCGCCAAGGGCGGCCGCCGCGUCGUUGCGGCUCCCGAGGAGCAGCUGGAGCCGAAAAAUAUCUGA